Molecule: messenger RNA, 2177 nt
Organism: Brassica oleracea var. oleracea
Lineage: Eukaryota; Viridiplantae; Streptophyta; Magnoliopsida; Brassicales; Brassicaceae
Product: protein arginine N-methyltransferase 1.5
Exons: 23
Coding region: 90-2006 (638 amino acids)
Biological process (GO): peptidyl-arginine N-methylation; regulation of DNA-templated transcription
Cellular component (GO): cytosol; nucleus
Source: RefSeq, a predicted model, not a curated record
UUUUUGUCUUCGUUGUCGGCUCGAGGAAACAUUCAUUGUUAAUCUGCAAUUCCGUUCCGUCACACUCCUUGUUCAACUCAAUAGUAGAGAUGCCGCUCGGAGAAAGAGGAGGAUGGGAGAGAAGCGAGUCCAGAUACUGCGGCGUCGAGACUGAUUUCUCCGACGAUGUUCCGUCUCUCCUCUCCUUCAACAUCUCCACCGGCGGUUUUGACUAUGUCCUUGCUCCUCUGAUGAACCCUUCGUAUAGGCCAAGCUUGAUGGAAGGAAAGGGUUCGGAGACUCAGGUUCUACCAGUCUCUGGCUCUGACUUGGUCUUGGCGCCUUCUCAGUGGAGCAGUCACGUCGUUGGAAAAGUUAGUUCUUGGAUUGACUUGGACUCUGAAGAUGAGGUCUUGCGAAUGGAUUCAGAAACUACGUUGAAGCAAGAGAUAGCCUGGGCUACACAUCUCUCCUUACAGGCAUGCCUUCUUCCUACUCCUAAAGGGACCUCGUGUGCCAAUUAUGCCAGAUGUGUGAACCAGAUCUUACAAGGACUGACUACCUUGCAGUUAUGGCUGAGGGUUCCGCUGGUGAAGUCGGAUGAUGCUACCUCAGAGGGUCUGACUGAUUCCUGGGAACUGUGGAACUCGUUUCGUCUUCUUUGUGAGCAUGACAGUAAGCUGUCUGUUGCUCUUGAUGUUAUGAGUACAUUACCCUCAGAAACAUCACUUGGACGCUGGAUGGGAGAGUCUGUUAGGGCAGCCAUAAUAAGCACUGAUUCGUUCUUAACAAAUGCUCGGGGUUAUCCUUGCUUGUCAAAACGCCACCAAAAGCUAAUAGCAGGAUUUUUUGAUCAUGCUACCCAGGUUGUAGUUUCUGGAAAGCCUGUUCAUAAUCUUCCAAAGGCUUCUGAUUCUAACACUGAGGGUACGCAGAGGCACCCCCUGCGGUCAUAUUUGGACUAUGUUGCUUAUCUGUUUCAGAAAAUGGAACCACUUCCUGAACAGGAACGCAUAGAGCUUGGCUACAGGGAUUUUUUGCAGGCACCCCUGCAGCCUCUGAUGGAUAACCUCGAAGCCCAAACCUAUGAGACUUUUGAGAGAGACUCUACUAAAUACAUCCAAUACCAAAGGGCAGUUGCUAAAGCAUUGGUGGACAGGGUUCCUGAUGAAAAAGCGUCCGAGUUAACUACUGUCUUGAUGGUCGUGGGAGCUGGAAGAGGACCCCUUGUGAGGGCAUCGUUGCAGGCAGCUGAAGAAACCAAUCGCAAGUUGAAAGUUUAUGCUGUUGAAAAGAAUCCUAAUGCAGUUGUAACGCUCCAUAAUUUGGUUAAGCUGGAAGGGUGGGAAGGCAUUGUUACCAUAAUAUCAUGCGACAUGCGUUUUUGGAAUGCUUCUGAGAAAGCUGAUAUAUUGGUUAGCGAACUGCUGGGUUCUUUUGGAGACAAUGAACUCUCUCCUGAGUGUCUCGAUGGAGCCCAAAGGUUUCUAAAGCCAGAUGGAAUUUCAAUACCAUCCUCGUACACAAGUUUCAUACAACCUGUAACAGCUACGAAGCUUUACAAUGAUGUUAAGGCUCAUAAAGACCUUGCGCACUUUGAAACUCCUUAUGUCGUAAAACUGCACAGUGUAGCUAGACUUGCUCCUUCCCAAUCCGUUUUCACCUUUACUCAUCCAAACUUCUCAACAAAAGCCAACAACCAACGCUACAAAAAGCUUCAGUUCAAUCUACCAAGCGACGCUGGCUCAUCCUUGGUGCAUGGAUUCGCUGGCUAUUUUGAUUCCGUCCUGUAUAAAGAUGUCCAUCUUGGGAUCGAGCCUACAACAGCAACACCAAACAUGUUUAGCUGGUUCCCUAUCUUUUUCCCAUUGAGGAAGCCUGUGGAGGUUCACCCUGGUUCUCCAUUAGAAGUACACUUUUGGAGGUGUUGUGGUUCGUCCAAGGUUUGGUAUGAAUGGUCGGUGUCUUCACCUACCCCAACUCCGAUGCACAACACCAAUGGCCGUUCCUACUGGGUCGGCCUUUAGGAUCAGAGGAUACUGAGAAGAGUCUUGGAUUGAUGAUCAAGUGAAGUAAUUUCAUUGUGCUGUGUUUUUAUGUCGAACCAAAAGACCAAAGUUUACAAGUGAAUCAAAUCUCUUUUGACCUUAUGAGCGUUUCUACUUCAUCAGUAAUAGCUUUACCUCUGCACUUUUAAA